This is a messenger RNA of Pan troglodytes (chimpanzee), 3967 nucleotides long. It is a transcript of the gene SOX1, whose product is annotated as SRY-box transcription factor 1. The record is from RefSeq and is a predicted model, not a curated record. The coding region runs from base 756 to 1925 and encodes 389 amino acids. Gene Ontology annotation, cellular component: nucleus. Gene Ontology annotation, biological process: brain development; neuron differentiation; negative regulation of transcription by RNA polymerase II. Lineage: Eukaryota; Metazoa; Chordata; Mammalia; Primates; Hominidae. The transcript has a single exon. Gene Ontology annotation, molecular function: DNA-binding transcription activator activity, RNA polymerase II-specific; RNA polymerase II cis-regulatory region sequence-specific DNA binding.
AUGGCUGCUGGGCCCCGCGCGCCGCCGGCCCCGCGUGCGCCUCCGCUCCGAGCGCACGGCCCCGGGCAGGCAGCGGGCAGCCUAUCCCGGGCUCGGCGGCCCCGGCUCUCCGGCCCUCUCCGCGAGCCCGCGCUCCUUCCGCUGUCCCCGGGCCCCUCCCUGGCUGCACCGUAAUCGCCCCCUCCAGGCCCCCCUGCGCCUCCCCCCAACCACUGGCGCCUGGCUUCCCCCGGGCACCUGGGACCAGCACAUGCCCAGCGCACGCGGCGCGCCGCCCUGCUAGAAGUUGCAGCCUCCGAGUUGGAGGCCGCUGAGGACCGAGCGCAGGAGGAAGGAGACAGCGCGCAGCGGCGGCCGGCGAGGAGACAGCACACCCCGGGCCGGGCCCAGCGCACCGCUCCCGGCCCCAAAAGCGGAGCUGCAACUUGGCCACGACUGCACCUGUUUGCACCGCUCCGCCGAGGGCGCCUGGGCUGCGGUGGCGGCGAAGACGGCGACCCCGACCGUCGGCCUCUUUGGCAAGUGGUUUGUGCAUCAGGAGAAACUUUCCACCUACGAGCCGAACCGGCGCCGAGUGCGUGUGUUUCUGCCUCUUUUUGUUGUCGUUGCCUCCACCCCUCCCCAUUCUUCUCUCCGCUAGGACCCCCCCGCCCCCGUCUCACUCCGUCUGAAUUCCUCUCCGUCUCCCUCCCACCCCGGCCGUCUAUGCUCCAGGCCCUCUCCUCGCGGUGCCGGUGAACCCGCCAGCCGCCCCGAUGUACAGCAUGAUGAUGGAGACCGACCUGCACUCGCCCGGCGGCGCCCAGGCCCCCACGAACCUCUCGGGCCCCGCCGGGGCGGGCGGCGGCGGGGGCGGAGGCGGGGGCGGCGGCGGGGGCGCCAAGGCCAACCAGGACCGGGUCAAGCGGCCCAUGAACGCCUUCAUGGUGUGGUCCCGCGGGCAGCGGCGCAAGAUGGCCCAAGAGAACCCCAAGAUGCACAACUCCGAGAUCAGCAAGCGCCUGGGGGCCGAAUGGAAGGUCAUGUCCGAGGCCGAGAAGCGGCCGUUCAUCGACGAGGCCAAGCGGCUGCGCGCGCUGCACAUGAAGGAGCACCCGGAUUACAAGUACCGGCCGCGCCGCAAGACCAAGACGCUGCUCAAGAAGGACAAGUACUCGCUGGCCGGCGGGCUCCUGGCGGCCGGCGCGGGUGGCGGCGGCGCGGCUGUGGCCAUGGGCGUGGGCGUGGGCGUGGGCGCGGCGGCCGUGGGCCAGCGCCUGGAGAGCCCAGGCGGCGCGGCGGGCGGCGGCUACGCGCACGUCAACGGCUGGGCCAACGGCGCCUACCCCGGCUCGGUGGCGGCGGCGGCGGCGGCCGCGGCCAUGAUGCAGGAGGCGCAGCUGGCCUACGGGCAGCACCCGGGCGCGGGCGGCGCGCACCCGCACGCGCACCCCGCGCACCCGCACCCGCACCACCCGCACGCGCACCCGCACAACCCGCAGCCCAUGCACCGCUACGACAUGGGCGCGCUGCAGUACAGUCCCAUCUCCAACUCGCAGGGCUACAUGAGCGCGUCGCCCUCGGGCUACGGCGGCCUCCCCUACGGCGCCGCGGCCGCUGCCGCCGCCGCUGCGGGCGGCGCGCACCAGAACUCGGCCGUGGCGGCGGCGGCGGCGGCGGCGGCCGCGUCGUCUGGCGCCCUGGGCGCGCUGGGCUCUCUGGUGAAGUCGGAGCCGAGCGGCAGCCCGCCCGCCCCAGCGCACUCGCGGGCGCCGUGCCCCGGGGACCUGCGCGAGAUGAUCAGCAUGUACUUGCCCGCCGGCGAGGGGGGCGACCCGGCGGCGGCAGCAGCGGCCGCGGCGCAGAGCCGGCUGCACUCGCUGCCGCAGCACUACCAGGGCGCGGGCGCGGGCGUGAACGGCACGGUGCCCCUGACGCACAUCUAGCGCCUUCGGGACGCCGGGGACUCUGCGGCGGCGACCCAGGAGCUCGCGGCCCGCGCCCGGCUCCCACCCCGCCCCGGCACGGCCUGGCUUUUGUACAGACGUUCCCACAUUCUUGUCAAAAGGAAAAUACUGGAGACGAACGCCGGGUGACGCGUGUCCCCCACUCACCUUCCCCGGAGACCCUGGCGACCGCCGGGCGCUGACACCAGACUUGGGUUUUAGACUGAACUUCGGUGUUUUCUUGAGACUUUUUGUACAGUAUUUAUCACCUACGGAGGAGGCGGAAAGCGUUUUCUUUGCUCGAGGGGACAAAAAAGUCAAAACGAGGCGAGAGGCGAAGCCCACUUUUGUAUACCGGCCGGCGCGCUCACUUUCCCCCGCGUUGCUUCCGGACGGCGCCGACCGCCGGAGCCCAAGUGACGCGGAGCUCGUCGCAUUCGUUAUAAAUGUAGUAAGGCAGGUCCAAGCACUUACAAGUUUUUUGUAGUUGUUACCGCUCUUUUGGGUUGGUUUGUUAAUUUAUACAGAGAUUACCACCACCACCCCCUCCUUCAGACGGCGGAGUUAUAUUCUGGGUUUUGUAAAACUUUCUGUAUCUGAGCAUUUCCAUUUUUUUUUUGGUUUUGUAUUAUUUCUUGUAAAUGCAUUGUGAAAAAUUUUAUUUUCGGCGUUGCAAUGCGGGGAGGAGAAGUCAGAUUAUGUACAUAGUUUCCUAAAAAGCCUUUCUUCUAAAAACGAAAAAAGACCCCCCACCCAAAAUGUUUCGAGUCAACAAAUUUAAGAGACAGAGCCCAUUUUCUCCAUAAAUUUGUAACAUGCUAUUUUUAUGUGCAUGUUUUAUGAGUUCAAAAUGCAAUGAGGAAAUCUGACAGGGAAAUUAUCUGUAUGAACUAAAAGUAAGGGAACCCCGGGGAAUGGGAGGACAGGAUUUUCAAGGAACCUUUUUCAAUGAAAGAGAAGGAAGUUAAAACCUAUAGGUUAUUUUGUAGAGCUGAGUGUUAAUACGGGCCGAGAAAUAAAAGUAUCUUCUGCUCCGGCUGUUUCACUGCGGACGGCUGGGGCUGCUGCGCGUUACCUUGCUGCAAGCGGGGCGCCUUCCACCUGGCUGGGGGUCUGCGCCACAGUUUGGUCCAGAGGAGGGAGGAGGAAGGGAAGACCCCAGUGGUGGGACCCUGGACCAGGCCAUGGAUGAAGGACAAAGACCAGGGCAGGUCACGGGUUUCCCAAUUCCCCAGCAAUUAAGAUUUCGAGCAGAAUUUAUCUAAAUGUGUUUCAAGGAAACACAAUCGCUGAACCAAAACGUACUGCAGCCGAGCCCCCUCCGUCCAUCCUCUGCCCCUCCCCCUGGCUUCUUUCUCUUGGGAAAACGGGCAAAAUAAUUGUGCUGGAUUCUCACACACACAGAAAUAUCGACCAUCACCCUCCCCCGCGUGAACUGGGAUGCAAGUUGCUAACCGAUGUGAACGCAAAAUGCCUUGUUCAUUAUUCCUGACGAGAUCUUGAGGUUGUUUGAUGCUUUAAAUUUUUUAAUUAUAUUAUUUUCUAGGUGUUUAUUGGUACAUUGCAGUUUUUUUUGAAAUUUAAAAUUUUCUGUAAAACUUUGUCUUCAAGUAAUCUGACAGCAUUAAAUAUUGCAUUUAAAAAUUAUACUGUAGCAAAUACAUUUAAAAAUUAAUCACAACGUUAAGAUGAAAUUAUAUUUUUUGAAAAAAAAAAACACUUGAAGCCCAGAUGGAAAUACGUUGAUUUCAGCAGCCUUAGGUUUCCCUUCGCUUUCUCAACACCCUUCCUUGUCCUGGAGUAUGGACUGUCCGUCCAAAAGUGAGCCUAUGCUAUAAGUUUAAUGAGAACCGAAUUCAGCCUGCAUUCGAGAAUAGCUUUAAGUAUAAUGCUGAUCUGACAAUUGACGUGUAAUUUUGGGAAGUCAUUUUGAUAAUUUUGCUUAAACCACUCAUUCGUUAAAGUGAUUACAAAAAAGUUCAUGAAUGAUGUCCACUGCUUUCUAACAAGAUAAUAAAACCCCCCUCUUUUCUUUUUCUUCA